CCCUCUGCCCUCAGCAGCACGUAAGAGCUCUACCACUGAGGAAGCUGCAUUGAGCCAGCCUUCUUUAGCACCGGAAUGUUUUCUUGCUUUGUCAGCUGUGUCCUUGCAGCCUAUAAUGCAAUAUAGCUACCUCCGUAUUGAUCAAAACCACGGACUUUAAACUAGAACAGCAAUUGAUCAGACCGCCAGGGUUCGUUAUCACUCAUUUCCCCUGGCCCAGCUACACCUAGGACCAGCCUAUUGCGGACCUUGAACAAGGGCGCUUCACGUUCACUUUUAUCUUUUUGCUAACCGGUAAAGAUGACUUUAAAAUCCAAUAAAAACGAACCUGCUGUCAUACUUGAGCGGGUCAACAGCGCUCGAACAGCCCUCUCCGACCUGUACCUGGAGCAGCUCCUCCAAAAUAAACCAAAUCCGGAAAAGGGGCUUAUGCCAGCCCAUGAGACAACGGGAGCUGAAGUAUACACCAACGGCAGUGCGGGUCACAUGAACGGAACUGAGCCAACCAGGAUGCGUGAGGUGGCGUUUGAAAAAAAUCCCUCAGAGCCCAUGGGGGUGACUCUAAAAUUGAAUGGAAAACAGAAGUGCACUGUGGCCAGAAUAUUACAUGGGGGCAUGAUACACAGACAAGGUUAUCUAAACGAAGGGGAUGAAAUAGCAGAGAUCAAUGGAAAGAGUGUGGCCAACCAAUCUGUCGACCAGCUGCAAAAGAUCCUGAAAGAUACCAACGGAGUAGUCACAAUGAAAAUCAUCCCCAACCAACCAAGGUGCUCUCCUGUGUGUGAGAUGUACAUGAGGGCUCAGGUUGACUACGACCCUGCCAAAGAUGACCUCAUCCCAUGCAAAGAGGCAGGGCUGAAGUUCAAAACGGGUGACAUCAUUCAUAUCAUUAACAAGCAGGACCCACAUUGGUGGCAAGGCAGGGUGGACACCUCUACUGCCGAUUUCGCUGGACUCAUCCCCUCCCCAGAACUUCAAGAAUGGCGGAUGGCAAGUAAAAGCAAGGCCACAGAGGGCACCCAAUCCUGCAGCCCCUUUGGAAAGAAGAAAAAGUGCAAAGACAAGUAUCUGGCCAAGCACAGCUCUAUCUUUGACCAGUUGGACGUGAUUUCCUAUGAAGAGGUUGUUCGGCUCCCUGCCUUCAGCAGAAAAACCUUGGUGCUUAUUGGUGCACCGGGUGUAGGAAGGAGCCAUAUCAAAAGCCUGUUGCUGACCAAAUACCCAGGGAAGUUUGCCUACCCAGCACCACACACCACCAGACCCCCACGUAAGGACGAGGAGAACGGGCAGGAGUACUACUUCAUCUCCAACGACACCAUGACCAAGUGCAUCACUGGGAAUGAGCUGUUGGAGUAUGGCAGCUUCCAGGGGUUCAUGUUUGGAACCAAAAUAGAGACUAUCCAGAAGAUCCAUGAGCAAGGAAAAAUCGCUGUGCUAGAUGUUGAACCACAGACAUUGAAACUCUUGCGGACAGCAGACUUUGCACCUCUGGUGGUUUUCAUUGCACCCACCAACUCAGCUACUCAGUCAGAAGCGGUGCAGUUGAUCCAGAAGGAGUCAGAUGCCAUCCUCUCCAGCUACAGCCACUUCUUUGAUGUGCAGCUGGUUAACAAUGAUGUUGAUGAGAGUGUGAAAGGAGUGGAGGAAGGGAUGGAGCAAGCCACCUCCACCCCACAAUGGGUGCCUGUUUCAUGGGUCUACUGACCUGUGUACCCCUGAACAACCAUCAUAUUUAACAAAAACUGGUGCAAUAUCACACCCCACAAAACCUGGGCCAAUAUCCACAAAGUGUCUCUGCAUGCUGAUCUAGGAUAAGCUGCCUUUUAGAUCAGAAUGGGAAAAGAUUAUGGCCAGACUAGUAACCGAAAGGUUGCAAGAUCAAAUCCCCGAGCUGACAAGGUCCAAAAAAAAUAUAUUGUUCUGCCCCCUGAACAAGGCAAUUAACCCACUAUUCCUAAACCGUCAUUGAAAAUAAUUUCCUAACUGACUUGCCUAGUUAAAGAUAAAAGAUCAGCACUCCUACUCUGAGGGGCUUUGUGAAUACAGACCCUGGUCACUCAUACACCAUUCUUUGCAUAGCAGCUAAUCACUAUGUAAUUGUAACUAAGUUUCACACAGAAGCAAAACAAAAGAGCAAUAGAUAUUGUAUUUCAGAGAAAGUAUAAUGAACCCAACCAAGGGAAUCAUUUAGAUGUUUGUAAAACCUUAGUGAAUCAGGCUUUUUAGGUGCCAAGUGAUUGGUACCACACGACUGCAGAUAGGAUUGUUAGUGUAUUAACAAUUAAAGUGGACCACUACUGUGAAGGCAAUGCCACUACCUGAGCAGUAUCCUUAACUCUAGUUUCAUAGUCAUGAGAUUUUGCGUAGCUGUAUUAAUAGACAUGGUAAUGUAUUAAAAUACAAGGAGACAUGUUCUACA
Oncorhynchus tshawytscha (Chinook salmon) is the source of this 2419-nucleotide messenger RNA. RefSeq names its product 55 kDa erythrocyte membrane protein. Bases 301 to 1704 code for a protein of 467 amino acids. Gene Ontology annotation, molecular function: signaling receptor binding. The transcript is spliced from 12 exons. Lineage: Eukaryota; Metazoa; Chordata; Actinopteri; Salmoniformes; Salmonidae. Gene Ontology annotation, cellular component: plasma membrane; cell-cell junction. The record is from RefSeq and is a predicted model, not a curated record.